Messenger RNA from Talpa occidentalis (Iberian mole), 1749 nucleotides. Its product is annotated as acyl-coenzyme A synthetase ACSM4, mitochondrial. The record is from RefSeq and is a predicted model, not a curated record. Gene Ontology annotation, biological process: fatty acid biosynthetic process; acyl-CoA metabolic process. Gene Ontology annotation, cellular component: mitochondrial matrix. Lineage: Eukaryota; Metazoa; Chordata; Mammalia; Eulipotyphla; Talpidae. The transcript is spliced from 13 exons. The coding region runs from base 1 to 1749 and encodes 582 amino acids. Gene Ontology annotation, molecular function: fatty-acyl-CoA synthase activity; fatty acid ligase activity.
AUGAAGAUUCUCCUCCGCAGCCGGAUGGCGCUGAGGCUCCUCUGGCUCCCCAGGCCACCCAGCCGGCUCUUGCACAAAGACCACCCACUCUGGGCACCUCUGACCCUCGCGGACUUUGAAGCCAUCAAUCGCUGUGAGAGGGCCCUGCCUAAGAACUUCAACUUCGCGGGGGACGUGCUGGACCAGUGGUCCCUGAAGGAGCAGACAGGAGAGCGGCCAGCCAACCCGGCCCUGUGGUGGGUGAGUGGCAAAGGGGAUGAGGUGAAGUGGAGUUUUGGAGAACUGGGCUCCUUGUCCCGAAAAUGUGCAAACGUGCUCACCAAGCCCUGCGGCCUGAACAGAGGAGACCGAGUCGCCGUGAUCCUGCCCCGAAUCCCAGAGUGGUGGCUCAUAAACGUGGCUUGUAUGCGAACAGGACUUGUCUUCAUGCCGGGAACAACCCAGCUGACAGCGAAAGACAUCCUUUAUCGACUGCAAGUGUCCAAGGCCAAGUGCAUUGUGACCAGUGAGGAGGUGGCCCCGGCAGUGGAGUCCAUCGCAAAGGAGUGUCCCCACUUGAAAACCAAGCUCCUGGUGUCUCCGCAGAGUCGGAACGGCUGGCUCAGCUUCCAGGAGUUAUUCCAAUCUGCCUCUGCUGAGCACAACUGUGUCGAGACAGGAAGUCAAGAACCGAUGGCUAUUUAUUUCACCAGUGGAACCACAGGCUCCCCCAAGAUGGCCCAGCACUCCCAGAGCAGCCUUGGAAUUGGGUACACCAUCUGUGGAAGGUACUGGCUAGAUCUGAAGUCCUCAGACAUCAUCUGGAACAUGUCUGACACUGGCUGGAUCAAGGCCGCCAUUGGCAGUGUAUUUUCCUCCUGGCUUCAGGGAGCCUGUGUGUUUGUGCACCGAAUGGCCCAGUUUGACCCUGAAACCUUCCUAGAUACACUUGCCUCUUAUCCCAUCACAACCCUGUGCAGCGCUCCCACCGUGUACCGGAUGCUCGUGCAAAAAGAUCUUAAGAGAUACAAAUUCAAGAAGCUGCAGCACUGCUUGACGGGUGGGGAGCCACUCAACCCCGAGGUGCGGGAGCAGUGGAAGGCGCAAACUGGGCUGGAGUUGUAUGAGGGCUAUGGACAGACGGAAGUGGGAAUAAUUUGUGCCAAUCAGAAAGGACAAGAAAUUAAACCAGGCUCGAUGGGGAAAGGAAUAUUACCUUAUGAUGUCCAGAUUAUAGAUGAAAAUGGCAACAUCUUACCCACCGGCAAAGAAGGGGAAAUUGCCCUCAGACUGAAGUCUACACGGCCCUUCUGCUUCUUUUCUGAAUACGUGGACAAUCCCGAGAAAACUGCCGCCACAAUAAGAGGGAAUUUUUAUGUCACUGGAGACAGAGGUGUGAUGGACAGCGAUGGGUAUUUAUGGUUUGUUGGCAGAGCUGAUGAUGUCAUCCUGUCCUCUGGGUACCGUAUUGGCCCAUUUGAAGUGGAGAGCGCGCUGAUUGAGCACCCAGCUGUUGUUGAAUCGGCUGUUGUCAGUAGUCCAGACCCAAUCAGAGGAGAGGUAGUAAAAGCUUUUGUUGUCUUAUCUGCACCCUUUAAAUCAUCCAACCCUGAGAAAUUAACUCUUGAACUUCAAGAUCAUGUGAAAAAGACAACUGCACCUUACAAAUAUCCAAGAAAGGUGGAAUUUGUUCAAAAGCUCCCGAAGACAAUCACUGGGAAAAUCAAGCGCAAUGUUUUAAGAGACCGUGAAUGGGGACGAGCAGCCUGA